AUAUGGGCAGUUACCAUGGGAACCAAUGGACCAAUAGGAAGGAUCAGCCCCAAUAUGGGCAGUUACCAUGGGAACCAAUGGGCCAAUAGGAAUGUUAUAGGAAGGAUCAGCCCCAAUAUGGGCAGUUACCAUGGGAACCAAUGGACCAAUAGGAAGGAUCAGCCCCAAUAUGGGCAGUUACCAUGGGAACCAAUGGGCCAAUAGGAAUGUUAUAGGAAGGAUCAGCCCCAAUAUUUGCAGUUACCAUGGGAACCAAUGGAUCAAUAGGAAGGAUCAGCCCCAAUAUGGGCAGUUACCAUGGGAACCAAUGUCUAUAUGGGACAAUUUGAGGGCAUCCUGAAUAGAUCUUGUGAAUGAUAUAAACCCUACAGGAAUUAAUGUGCUAGAAAUAGGAGAAAACCAAUUUGGGUAUCCAAAACAAUUAGGGAUGCGAUAAAUGAUUAGAGGAAAACGCGUGGAAUACUAAAACAAGAAGGUGGUGGGGGAGGGGGGACAUCAAAACAUUAUAAGGAGAUAAAUACAUUCUGUAAAUAAAAUUGUAGCAGAGAGAACCCAAAAAUAUUAUUUACCUAUAUAAAUAAUAAUAAUAUCAACCUACAAUCCAGCUACACAAUAUGUCAAUCAAAUACAACACCCAACCUACAAGAGAUUGUCACUGUAAUAUUAUCAAUAUAGAAUCUUUAUUGAAAAUGACAAAAGACAAAAAUAGCCCUCCCAUUAAAAUGACCCACCCUAUAAAAUACACAGCCCCCAAAGAAAACAACAAAAACGGAUGGGGAGCAUCACAAGACAUUGACCUCUACAUCCUAUGUCACCAGAUUAUACCAUAGUGAGGAAGACAUCGGGGGAGUCCGGAGGAUGGAGCAGGGGCCCGAACCCCAUCACAGACCCUCCACCUCACUCCAUGAUACAUGAGAGGAACAACAAGAAGAUCCUAGAACUCAUCAACAAGAUGAUGGAGCUGCUGAUUAGAGAGGUUCCUAUAAGGUGUCAGGAUGUGGCGGUCUAUUUCUCCAUGGAGGAGGCGGAGUAUGUAGAAGGACACAAGGAUCAGUACCAGGACAUGAUGGAGAAUGACCCCCCAGAGAUGGAUGAGGACAGAGAACAGACGGCUGCAGAGAUACUUGUCCUCACCCUAGAAAUAAUCUACUUGAUAUCUGGAGAGGCUUACACAGUAAUGAAGAAGUCAACUGGAGAGAGUGUGACCCCCUAUGGGUCAGGAGGACGGAGCAAGGCCCAGGGCCCCAUCACGAAGACUUCACCCCACUCACUGAUACAUGAGAAGAAGAUCCUAGAACUCACCCACAGGAUCACUGAGCUGCUGACUGGAGAGGUUCCUAUAAGGUGUCAGGAUGUGGCGGUCUAUUUCUCCAUGGAGGAGUGGGAGUAUGUAGAAGGACACAAGGAUCUGUACCAGGACAUUAUGGAGGACCCCCGGCCCCUCACAUCACCAGAAAAUCGCGGUGAGAAUUCUGAGAAACACGUUGUGACAUUGCUCCAUGAUGAAGUAGAGGAUGAAGAUACCAUGCAGCGCUCCUCAGGGGGAAAUCACAUUACCCAUAAUGCACAUUCAGAACAGUUAAAAAGCGCAAGCCUUUCAACACGCAGAAGAACUGACACAGGAGAGAAGCCAUACUCCUGUUCAGAAUGUGGGAAAUUCUUUGGAGAUCAAUCAGGGCUUGUUUUGCAUAAGAGAAUUCACACAGGAGAGAAGCAGUAUUCAUGUUCAGUAUGUGGGAAGUGCUUUAAAAAUAAAUCAAGACUUAAUUCACAUACGAGGAAGUGCCACACUAGGAAGAAGAAAUAUUCAUGCUCAGAAUGUGGGAAAAGCUUUACAAAUAAACCAGGCCUUGUUAACCAUCUGAGAAUUCACACAGGAGAGAAGCCCUUUUCAUGUUCAGAAUGUGGGAAAUGUUUUACAAUAAAGGCACUCCUUAUUGGACAUCAGAGAAUUCACACAGGAGUAAAGCCCUACUCAUGUUCAGAAUGUGGGAAAUGUUUUAGAGAAAAAUGUCAUCUUAUUGGACAUGAGAGAAUUCACACAGGAGACAAGUCAUUUCCAUGUUCAGAAUGUGAGAAGUGCUUUUCAACUAAACCUGUUCUUGUAAGACAUCAGAGAAUUCACACAGGAGAAAAGCCCUUUCCAUGUUUAGAAUGUGGGAAAUGUUUUACAAGAAAAUCACUUCUUAUUGGACAUCAGAGAAGUCACACAGGAGAGAGGCCGUUUCAAUGUUUGGAGUGUGGGAAAUGCUAUGCAUUUAAAACAAGUUUUUUGAGACAUCAGAAAAGUCACAUGGCAGAGAAGCCAUUUUUAUGCUCAGAAUGUGGGAAGUGCUUUACAGAUAAGUCAUUUCUUGCUAAACAUAGAAAGAGCCAUACAGGAGUGAAGCCAUUUUCUUGCGUAGAAUGUGGAAAGUCCUUUACAACUAAUUCGAUUUUGAGAGAACAUGAGAGAAUCCACACAGGAGAGAAACCAUAUUCAUGUUCAGAAUGUGGGAAAUGUUUUGUACGAAAAUCAAAUCUCGACACACAUGAGAAAAUGCACGCAGGAGACAAGCCGUACGCGUGUUCAGAAUGCGGAAGGAGCUUUAGAGUGAAAUCGUGGCUCGUUAAUCAUGAGAGAAUUCACACAGGAGAGAAGCCGUUUCCAUGUUUAAAAUGUGGGAAAUGUUUUACACGAAAAUCCUCUCUUACUGUACAUGAGAGAAGUCACAAAUGAGAAAAAUUGGUAUUUAUGUUCAGAAUGUGGUAAAUGUUUUAUUAUUAAAGCCAGACUUAGGGAUCAUCAGAGAAGUCACAUAGAAGAGAAGCAAUUUUGAUGAUAUUAUGGAAAUGCAAAUGACCUGCUUGGUGCACGGGGGCACCCCCUAUUUUUCACACCGGGCCUUUGCCUUGGUUCGCACCGCUGUAUAUGCUCCAUGUUCAUCUCGUGCCUUAACUGUCAUUGUAUGUUUGUUGGGUUUUUUGCUUAUGUUUAACUCUAUGUGUAGGAAGUUUUUUUUUUUAUUAGUUAUUUUUAUAGUUAUUUUUUUAAACUUGUUAAAUACAGAAUAAAAAAAAAAGUAAAUG
Hyla sarda is the source of this 3069-nucleotide messenger RNA. Its product is annotated as gastrula zinc finger protein XlCGF26.1-like. Gene Ontology annotation, molecular function: DNA-binding transcription repressor activity, RNA polymerase II-specific; RNA polymerase II cis-regulatory region sequence-specific DNA binding. NCBI's taxonomy places the organism in Eukaryota, Metazoa, Chordata, Amphibia, Anura, Hylidae. Gene Ontology annotation, cellular component: nucleus. The record is from RefSeq and is a predicted model, not a curated record. The transcript is spliced from 6 exons. The coding region runs from base 809 to 2719 and encodes 636 amino acids. Gene Ontology annotation, biological process: negative regulation of transcription by RNA polymerase II; central nervous system development.